AUGCCGACCAAUGCGAUGAUCAAAUUUCUCUGGCCGAAGGUCCAGGAGCGUGGGAUGGAUUCACUCGAAAAGUCUUGGCGCCACAUGCACUUACUUUCUCCACUCCCCAUUCGAGACCUCCCAGCUUUACCAAUCAGCAUACAUGCCAAAGUGCUCCUAACUCUGGCGAGCCCCAGAGCAAGCCAAGCGCAUCUGGCAAGGUCGAGUCGGCAUCAACAGGUAAAGCGCCGGGCACAGUCGACGUGCUUGUCCACGAUACAUUCCGCCGCUCCGCCAACUACGAAGGCAUCGCUCUUGAGGACCCGUCUUUGGAAGAGAGGACCGCGAGACGACGAGCUUCGAUUUGCGCCUGCUAACGACUCGAGUGUGUACGGCUUUGCCCAUCCCCUAACUAUAUUUGUUCUCGUACCCUUUCCCAAGAUUAGGCUCACUGGGCAGAUAUCCUGUAAUGAAAACUGA
This is a messenger RNA of Pseudocercospora fijiensis CIRAD86, 459 nucleotides long. RefSeq lists its product as uncharacterized. The transcript has 4 exons. The record is from RefSeq and is a predicted model, not a curated record. Bases 1 to 459 code for a protein of 152 amino acids. NCBI's taxonomy places the organism in Eukaryota, Fungi, Ascomycota, Dothideomycetes, Mycosphaerellales, Mycosphaerellaceae.